GCAUUCUAGAGACGUCUCUGCACCAUGGCGGGUCCUGUCAGCUUGCGAGAGCUUCUAAUGGGAGCUUCAGCCUGGACCAGCCCUGAAAGUCCCGAGGGGUCCCCUACUGAGGGCGCAGGGAGCGCGCCCGGCGGACCGGAGCCUCCUUGGCGAGAGGAUGAGAUUUGCGUGGUGGGAAUCUUCGGCAAGACGGCUCUGCGACUGAAUUCCGAGAAGUUCUCACUUGUGAACACGGUGUGCGACCGACAGGUCUUUCCCCUCUUUCACCACCAAGAUCCGGGGGACCCAGAGCCUGGAAUCAGGACCGAGGCAGGCGCUGUCGGGGAGGCUGGUGGAGCCGGAGACGCUGGGGCUGGAGCUGGGGCUGGAGCCGGGGCCGGGGCCGGAGCCGGGGCGGGGACCGGGACCGGGGCCGAGGCCGCGGAUCCAGUUCCGGGAGGUGUAGCUGCCGCGGAAGGUAACCAAACUGAGCCAGGUUCCCAGGACUACAGCCUUCUGCAGGCCUAUUACAAUCAGGAAAGCAAGGUUCUGUAUCUUCUUCUCACUUCCAUCUGUGACAAUUACCAGCUUCUGCGGGCUUGUCGAGCCCUUCAGAGCGGGGAAGCUGGAGGCGGCCUCUCCUUACCUCAUGCAGAAACGCACGAGUUCUGGAAGCAUCAGGAGAAGCUGCAGUGCCUCAGUCUGCUUUACCUUUUCUCCGUCUGUCACAUCCUGCUUCUGGUCCAUCCCACUUGUUCCUUUGACAUCACUUAUGAUCGAGUGUUCAGAGCCUUGGAUGGACUGAGACAGAAAGUACUGCCCCUUCUCAAGACAGCCAUUAAGGAUUGUCCAGUUGGCAAAGACUGGAAACUAAACUGCCGACCUUGCCCACCUAGACUCCUUUUCCUCUUUCAACUCAAUGGAGCUCUCAAAGUGGAACCCCCUCGGAACCAAGACCCAGCUCAUCCAGACAAGCCCAAGAAACAUUCUCCCAAAAGGAGACUGCAGCAUGCCCUGGAGGACCAGAUCUACAGAAUUUUCCGGAAGAGUCGUGUCUUGACUAAUCAGAGUAUUAACUGCCUCUUUACUGUGCCUGCCAACCAAGCUUUUGUGUACAUAGUUCCAGGAAGUCAGGAGGAGGACCCAGUAGGCAUGUUGCUGGACCAACUUAGGAGUCAUUGUACUGUCAAGGACCCGGAAUCUUUGCUGGUACCUGCACCCCUUUCUGGGCCCAGGCGAUACCAGGUGAUGAGGCAACACAACCGACAACAACUUUCUUUCCAUGUUGACAGCAGCAGUUCCAGUUCUUCAGGGCAGCUAGUGGAUUUCACUCUUCGGGAAUUCCUAUGGCAGCAUGUGGAACUAGUCCUAAGCAAGAAAGGUUUUGAUGACAGUGUGGGCAGGAACCCACAGCCUUCCCAUUUUGAACUUCCCACUUAUCAGAAGUGGAUCUCAGCAGCUUCAAAACUGUAUGAAGUAGCUAUUGAUGGGAAAGAGGAGGACCUGGGGUCACCCACUGGGGAGCUAACAUCCAAGAUUUUAAGCAGUAUUAAAGUCUUGGAAGGGUUUUUGGAUAUUGACACCAAAUUCUCAGAAAAUCGGUGCCAAAAAGCUUUACCCAUGGCCCAUAGUGCUUAUCAGUCAAAUUUGCCUCAUAAUUACACAAUGACUGUCCAUAAGAAUCAGCUUGCCCAGGCUCUUCGAGUGUACAGUCAACAUGCUAGGGGUCCAGCCUUUCACAAAUACGCCAUGCAGUUACAUGAGGACUGCUACAAGUUUUGGAGCAAUGGCCAUCAGCUCUGUGAGGAGAGAAGUUUAACUGAUCAACACUGUGUACAUAAAUUUCACUCAUUACCUAAAUCAGGAGAAAAACCGGAGGCUGAUAGAAAUCCUCCUGUGCUAUAUCACAAUAGCCGAGCUCGGUCCACCGGUGCCUGUAACUGUGGAAGGAAACAAGCACCUCGAGAUGAUCCCUUUGAUAUCAAGGCAGCUAACUAUGACUUUUAUCAGCUUUUGGAAGAAAAAUGUUGUGGAAAAUUGGAUCAUAUCAAUUUCCCAGUAUUUGAACCAAGUACUCCAGAUCCUGCUCCUGCCAAAAAUGAAUCUUCUCCUGCCCCGCCAGAUGCAGAUGCUGAUAAACUUAAAGAAAAAGAACCUCAAACCCAAGGAGAGAGCACAAGCCUGAGUUUAGCUUUGAGUUUAGGCCAAUCCACAGAUAGUUUAGGUACCUAUCCUGCUGAUCCACAAGCAGGAGGAGAUAAUCCAGAAGUUCAUGGUCAAGGAGAAGUAAAAACUGAGAAGAGACCAAACUUGAUUGAUCGACAGGCAUCCACAGUUGAGUAUCUCCCAGGCAUGCUGCAUUCAAAUUGCCCUAAAGGUCUCCUACCCAAAUUCUCCAGCUGGUCUUUGGUUAAACUAGGCCCUGCAAAGUCUUACAACUUUCAUACAGGUUUAGACCAACAGGGCUUCAUUCCAGGAACAAACUAUCUUAUGCCUUGGGACAUUGUCAUUAGGACUAGAGCUGAAGAUGAAGGAGACUUGGACACCAAUUCUUGGCCUGCUCCAAAUAAAGCUAUUCCUGGGAAGAGAAGUGCAGUUGUAAUGGGAAGAGGAAGACGGCGAGAUGACAUAGCUCGAGCAUUUGUGGGCUUUGAAUAUGAAGACUCUCGAGGUCGGAGGUUUAUGUGCUCAGGACCUGACAAAAUAAUGAAAGUAAUGGGAAGUGGUCCAAAGGAAUCAGCUUUAAAAGCCCUGAAUAGUGAUAUGCCCUUAUAUAUUCUGUCAUCAUCUCAAGGUAGAGGGCUAAAACCACAUUAUGCUCAACUUAUGAGGCUUUUUGUUGUGGUUCCUGAUGCUCCUUUGCAGAUAAUACUCAUGCCUCAGGUUCAACCAGGCCCACCACCAUGUCCAGUAUUCUACCCAGAAAAACAAGAGAUCACUCUCCCACCAGAUGGUCUCUGGGUUUUGAGAUUUCCUUAUGCAUAUGUGACAGAGAGAGGACCUUGUUUCCCUCCAAAGGAAAAUGUGCAGUUAAUGAGUUACAAGGUGCUCCGAGGGGUUCUUAAAGCAGUAACACAAUAAGUGUUUCCCAGCCAGUUCAAUCCUAAACUUGAGCUGGUUUUUGUUUUUGGUGUGUAUGGAGUGUUUUAUUUGGUAUUUGUAUACUGUGUUUUCUUGAACCUGAAAUGUGUUUUGGUUUACAGGAGUUCAGUAUUUGGACAAUAAUUGUUCUACUAUUUCAUGAUAUUGUUGAUAUUUAUUGUAAAUAGGGCUACCACUUCCUAAUAAACAUUGGUUGUUCUGGAAAAGACAUAAAAUACAUGGUGAUA
This is a messenger RNA of Rhinolophus ferrumequinum (greater horseshoe bat), 3308 nucleotides long. It is a transcript of the gene SMG8, whose product is annotated as SMG8 nonsense mediated mRNA decay factor. The record is from RefSeq and is a predicted model, not a curated record. Gene Ontology annotation, biological process: nuclear-transcribed mRNA catabolic process, nonsense-mediated decay. Bases 25 to 3060 code for a protein of 1011 amino acids. Lineage: Eukaryota; Metazoa; Chordata; Mammalia; Chiroptera; Rhinolophidae. The transcript has 4 exons.